AUGACGGCCUAUUGUAAUACGCAAGAUGCAAGAUGGAGACUCCCACCUCGGACGGUUCUUCAUCCCAAAGAUUCAAGCCAGAGGCUUCAAAUUGGUAUCAUAGGUGCCGGGAUCGGAGGACUGAUGGCAGCCGUUGCCCUGUUAGAGAGCGGCCAUGAUGUUGAGUUUGUCGUCGGGAAAAAGUACAUAUACUACGACGAUCCCAACAACAUUGACAGGACGCGGAUGGUGACAUGCACCGACUAUACCCCCAGAUACGGAGCCCCUUGGCUAUUUUUCCACCGCGUUGAUCUUCAUAAUGAGCUCAAGAUCCUGGCUACCGAGCCGACGCCAACCAGAAAGAGUGUUGCCCGCCUGCACCUCGGCGUCAAGGUGUCCGAUAUUGAUCUAGACGGGACUAUACACUUUGAAGGCGACGCGAGCGUCCGGAAAGACAUCCUUAUCGCGGCCGAUGGUAUACGAUCUUCCUUCAUCUCCAGGGUUGUGGACGAUCCACCGGAAGCUCAGCACUACAUGUCGAUGCUUCGAUUGAUGGCUCCCGUGGAGGACCUACGAGAUGAUCCGGAUGCCGUGGCUCUCUUCAAAGAUGGCUUGACUUCGAUUCGCAUCAGCUAUGGUAAAAUGCGAAGUGCCAUACUUUACGGCUGCCGAGGGGGCUCUCUCCAGAACAUUGGCCUGCUGUACCCCCCUGGACUUGCUCUAGAUUCCGAAGGCAACGACCUUUCGAAAAGAGAAGACUUUGUACACCAAGUCGUCGAGGGGUUCCCAAAGCCUAUACAAUCCGUCUGCACUCAGGCAAGAGGUGUCGGACAGUGGAAAGUCUUCACACGCAAGCCCCUUGCGAGGCUCGCCCGGGGUCGAGUGGUCCUCAUAGGAGACGCCGCGCAUCCCAUGCCUCCAGUACGCGCUCAAGGCGCGGCCAUGGCAAUCGAAGACGCCGCGGCGCUGGGCGUGCUGCUGUCGGCCCUGACGUCGAAAGACGAGAUCGAGACCCGGCUGGACAUGUUCAACCGGCUGAGGGUGAAGCGGGUGGCGGGGACGCAGACGACGUCUUCGCAGCACCGGUGGGAUCCCACUCUUGUUACCGAGGAGCAGCGACAGUACUUUGACGGCGACGUUCCGCAGACCGUGGAAGACCUGGAAAGAUUUAGUUACGACAACAGUGUUAUUCGCGAUGCAUUUGACCUGUUAGAAAGGGGCUUGAAGGGGGAUUUGUAG
Messenger RNA from Colletotrichum orchidophilum, 1218 nucleotides. RefSeq lists its product as uncharacterized. NCBI's taxonomy places the organism in Eukaryota, Fungi, Ascomycota, Sordariomycetes, Glomerellales, Glomerellaceae. The coding region runs from base 1 to 1218 and encodes 405 amino acids. The transcript is spliced from 8 exons. The record is from RefSeq and is a predicted model, not a curated record. Gene Ontology annotation, molecular function: monooxygenase activity; FAD binding.